Messenger RNA from Andrographis paniculata, 2503 nucleotides. RefSeq names its product glycerol-3-phosphate dehydrogenase [NAD(+)]-like. Bases 364 to 1461 code for a protein of 365 amino acids. The transcript is spliced from 12 exons. Gene Ontology annotation, molecular function: NAD binding; protein homodimerization activity; glycerol-3-phosphate dehydrogenase [NAD(P)+] activity. Lineage: Eukaryota; Viridiplantae; Streptophyta; Magnoliopsida; Lamiales; Acanthaceae. The record is from RefSeq and is a predicted model, not a curated record. Gene Ontology annotation, biological process: carbohydrate metabolic process; glycerol-3-phosphate catabolic process. Gene Ontology annotation, cellular component: glycerol-3-phosphate dehydrogenase (FAD) complex; cytosol.
AACGUCCGCCGGCGAUGGGUAUUUAUAGCCGGAGUUCGCCGGAAAAUAUGGAAGUUAGAAAUAACUGAUUCAUAAAAUAUGAGGUUGCCAUAAUGCCUUUGACCGAGUUUAAAGCCCAAAAGCACAGCGGACAGCUUAGAGCUCUGCAUGGCGUUCGUUAAUGGAGAAAGGGAAUGGAAUUGCCGACGCCAUUGCGCUUCCGAUUUGCUCUCUCCGCCGUUCAUUGAUUGGGCUCCUCCAUCAAUUUUUUAAAAUAUUUCCUCCGGAUGAUGGAGUCAGUUUUUGUGGAGUUUACGAAGAAUGGCGUUGUCACUAUCAUCUAUCGCCGCCGGAUGAGGAGGAGGUGGAGGGUUUGAUGAUGAAAUGUGCUCCGUUAAGUCCAAAGUCACGGUGGUCGGCAGUGGAAAUUGGGGCAGCGUUGCCGCCAAGCUAAUUGCCUCCAACACGCUCCGGCUUAGCUCCUUCCACGAUGAGGUCAGGAUGUGGGUAUUCGAGGAGACGCUGCCAACAGGUGAAAAGCUUUCAAAUGUUAUCAACCGACAAAAUGAAAACGUCAAAUAUCUUCCCGGCAUAAAACUUGGCAAAAAUGUGAUUGCUGAUCCUGAUCUUGAGCACGCAGUGAAGGAUGCAAAUAUGUUGGUGUUUGUCACCCCCCAUCAGUUCAUGGAAGACAUAUGUAAGAGGCUAGCAGGGAAGGUAAGAAAGGACGCUGAAGCAAUCUCUCUCAUCAAAGGGAUGGAGGUGAAGAAGGAAGGUCCGCAGAUGAUCUCCACCCACAUCUCCGAUAGCCUCAGGAUUAAUUGUUGUGUUCUGAUGGGCGCAAACAUUGCCAAUGAGAUAGCUGCAGAGAAGUUCAGUGAGGCAACAAUUGGUUACCGAAAGAGCAAAGAGGUAGCCGAGAUAUGGGUGCAGCUAUUCAACACUCCAUACUUUAUGGUCUCAGCUGUGAAAGAUGUGGAAGGAGUGGAACUCUGUGGGACGCUGAAGAAUGUAGUGGCUAUUGCUGCGGGGUUCGUUGAUGGUCUGGAAAUGGGAAACAACACUAAGGCAGCAAUAAUGAGAGUUGGCCUGAGAGAAAUGAAAGCCUUUUCGAAGCUUCUUUUCCCUUCAGUUCAAGACAAUACUUUCUUCGAAAGUUGUGGUGUGGCAGAUGUAAUCACAACCUGCUUGGGUGGAAGAAACAGGAAAUGUGCCGAGGCUUUUGCAAGACAUGGGGGGAAGAAAUCAUUCGAUACACUCGAAGCAGAGAUGCUGCAAGGCCAGAAAUUACAGGGGGUAUCGACUGCAAAGGAAGUCAAUGAGGUGUUGAGGCAUCGAGGAUGGUCAGAGUCAUUCCCCCUCUUCUCAACUGUCCAUGAGAUCUGCAUUGGCCGUCUUCCACCAACUGCUAUAGUCGAAUACAGUGAGCGUACUCCAAAAUUUUCCCUCAUAAAAGGAUCCGAACAACACUUAAAGAAUUAGAUGUAUCGUUUGCCUUUUUUACGAGUUUUUGUUUUUCAUUUUUAUUUUCCCUAAACUAUACAUUAGCUUCCACACAAUAGAUAGUAUUCUUCUUAUAUCAGCUAGCCAAAUUAAUACAUGGUUUUUAGGAAAGAGACCAAUAGUGUGCUUAUUUUGAAGCUUUCAUUGUAGACAAUAAGUUAUAAUUAUCGAUAUUCUUCCUAACUGUGAUGAAACAAGCCCUGAAUCAGAGGCGGAUCAGUGCAGAAAGAGCUGCAAAAAUCGAGCUUCUAUUCAUAUAUAGGUUUGAAGUUCUUGUAAGCUACCACUGCAUAAAAUGGAUCUGAGCCCGAGAACAACCCGAGCAGCCCUGUUAUCCAACCCGGUGCCUGAUUUUUCUCUGUAGUGUUUUGUGGUUUUCGAAUAACCUGUGGCUGACUGAAACCCUCCACACACUGGAAGUACUCAACGACCAGCUGCACCCGGCCAUAACCAGUCCUGUCUCUCCAGGCGGCAAUUGCCUUCUCAUAGAACAUCCUGUUGCUGAAGCUGACAAUGAAGACUCCUCCAGGCCUGAGCACCCGGAAAACCUCAGCAAACACCUGUCCAACACACCAGGGUACUGAAGAUACUGCACACUGACAGUACAUAAAACAGCGUCGAAACUGUCAUCCUUGAGUUCAAAUUGUUGGUCCUUAUUAAGAUCCUUGACGAAAAAGUGAUCGAGGCGGGGAUUACGCCCGAGCUCCUGGGCAUUAAGUCCAUGUCCGACUACUUUCUUGUACUUAACCUCUGGAGGGAGGUGGCUGAUCCAGGAGCUCAUGAGAUCAAGAACCUCCAUUUCUGGUCGCAGUAUCUGCCGGUAAAGAUUGGUGAGUGUGGAGAUGAAAGUGUUGUCGACAUGGGCCACGAAUCGUGGGGAGGCGUAGAAGUCCCUGUCUGGGUAGUUGUUGAACUUUGCUCUGCCUUCUUGGGUGAGCACCAGGCGCCUGAUCCUGCUGCUGCUGCUGGGAUUAUUCUGAUUGCUGCUGCUGCUGCUGGAUGCAUAUAAUUUUCUGGAGGG